Messenger RNA from Nymphalis io (European peacock), 746 nucleotides. Its product is annotated as protein D1-like. The transcript is spliced from 5 exons. NCBI's taxonomy places the organism in Eukaryota, Metazoa, Arthropoda, Insecta, Lepidoptera, Nymphalidae. The record is from RefSeq and is a predicted model, not a curated record. Bases 74 to 694 code for a protein of 206 amino acids.
UGUGUACAUUACGAGUCAUUUAACCGUAGGAGACAUAAAAUUUUGUAUUUAUUUAUGCAACGCGAUAAGAAAUAUGUAUUUAGUCAACUGCCUCGUUCUAUCAUUUCUCCUUGUUAGUUGUUAUGGAGACGCACAAAAUUCAAGAGUUGCUACAGCUUUUUUGGAUAACAAACUUAUACCCAACAUUGAAACAGUGGCGCCGCAACUUUUUAUAAGCGUCAAUUAUUCAACUGUUAAUGUGGAUUUGGGGACUACAGUCAACCCUCUGCAAACCUUAUUACAACCGACUGUCAGUUUUAAAGCCAAUUCCACCGGGCUAUAUACGUUUAUGUUUUUUGGGCCGGAUCUUCCAAUCGAUUUCAUUCCAAGAUACACGCAGUUCCUCCACUGGUUGAUUGUGAACAUCCGUGGGGCAAAUAUGGAAAGCGGCGACACUUUGGCUUCAUAUUUUCCCCCCACUCCUUACCCUGGAGGAUUUCCGUACUUAUUUCUCCUUUAUCAGCAGAGCGAGUGGAUUGAUCCUGAACCUCUUGAUUCGUUAUGUUCAAUUCUAAAUCGUCCGGGUUUUGACCCCGUGGAGUUUAAGGAGCGGCACAAUCUGACUGGACCAAUAUCUGGUAAUUUUAUGCGUGAAGCAUACUUAUCGCCUGAAGCGCUUGAAAAUGUUAUAAACUCUUUAAGUUCGUCCCUUUAAUACAUUUAUGAUUUUACUUUGAUUUAUGUACAUCACAUUUAUGUACAUAUUC